Messenger RNA from Coffea arabica (coffee), 2892 nucleotides. The record is from RefSeq and is a predicted model, not a curated record. Lineage: Eukaryota; Viridiplantae; Streptophyta; Magnoliopsida; Gentianales; Rubiaceae.
UUUGUUAUUCUUUAUUCAGAUGAUUAACCAGUAAAGACAUGGUACCAUUUUUUGGCAGCUACAAUUGGGUUUUUAUUGGGUGUUCUGAUAUGGGUUUGCUCCGUUUGUCUUUGUUCGUAUGUGAAAUUUUGUAUUGUAUUUGGGUUUCUGAUGACAAAACGGGAAAAGGGGAACAGAAUCUAGUCCUUAGUCGAUAUUGUUAAUUUAUUCUUUUCCACCAAAUAAAGUCGGAAUGGAUUGAUCGUUAUGAGCUAGUUCUGUUAAUUGAUUUGUUUGUAAUGUUUACUUGCAGAUUGGCCUAUGAAGAUAUGAAUUUUUCGUUUGUUUGAAUUUUUUUGUUUGGUUUUUGUCUUGAUUGUUAUUUGAUGGUUGAUGUUUUUAUGCAAUAUAUGUGGGUUUCUUGGUUUUCUGUCGAAUAAGUUGGUUAUAGGAUGAUUUUGGAGAAGCCAAUUUUAUUUGCUUUGGUUAAGGAGUAAAUUGGUGGGAACCUUUUUCCGUUUAUAAUCAAGAGCUUUUGAUGCCAUAUUUUGCGGAAAGUUUGUCCUUUGACCAUCCUUUUUUUUUUUCAAUUUUUUUUUUCUUUUCGUUUUUAUUCCUGUCCUUUACUGGUUUCGUCAUUCUAUUGAACAGUAUUUGUGGUAUGCUGAUUCUUAUAUGACUUGCUUUUGUAUUUGAGUGUCUAUAAUCAUAUGAUCAUUAAUCAUAAUGGUGGUAUUCUGUAAUAAGCCACUUUUGUUUGUGUAUUAUGUGAUAUUUGACUGCAACUCUCUUUUUCCAGAAACUGCAUGUAUCUAUUUGUAUGAGGAAAUUGAAGGUUGCUGUAUGAUUUCCAUAUCCGUGUUUUCUACAGGAAUUUCUUGUGUUUAAGCUCUUCAAUUAGUUUGGAGGAGCUCUUGCGUUUUGUAUGAAUAAGGGUAGAUAGUAAAGUAAGAUGGAUGAGUUUUCUGGUAAGAGACACAGAGUUGGGGUGGUUGUCCCCAGAAAAGGAUCUAGACUUGUUUCCAGGGAUACCAUUGAUAAAAGAGAUCAAAAUGCUGAAUUUUGCAAUCGUCUUGGAUGCAAUGGAAGACUUAAAUAUGGAAAGAGUAAUCAAAGUGAUUGUGCUGACAAAUCCAAAAAUAUAAGGCCUUCCUGUCAUUCUUCAAAUGGCAAGCAGACUACUAGGAGCUCCCCAGAGACUUGUUUUCCAAUUAAUAAUGGAAGAAAAUCACGACGUGAUUCUGAUUCUUUUAGGAAAUCUUUGUCUAACUUAGACAAUGAUUCUGCAGAAUCUUGUGGUGUUCGGUGUGAGCCAGAUGUUACAGAACACAUCCCUUUAGUAAAUAGGAAUAACACGGUACUUCAGCCUGAUUUACAAGAUUCAAGUGCUGGUAAAGUCACACUGACAGAAGUAGGGAGUUCAAGCACAGGAUCAAGUAAGAAAUCUCAUAUAGUAUUUCGUCACAAGCCUCCGUCUGGCUGUCAAAAUCCUCUUCCUGGUCCCUCUGUUACAUCUGUUAUUUCUACAUCAAAUAGCAUGGCUUCAGGGUCUAGGAACUACAAUGGGAGUCGGUAUGGUUUAAGAAAUUUAAGAUGCAACUCAAUAUCUGAUGUUAUCCCACGAGGUGGUUCAGCCUCAGAAUCUAAGGUUAAGAGGGAUGUUUUAAGAAAAAGAAGUCCUGAAGCACAAAGUAGUACAUCUUCUUCAGGAAGAAGAGGUAGCAUGGCUCGUUCUGAAGAUGGACAUGUCUCCGCCUUCAAUACAGGAAUCUCUGUCACUGGCUCAAGACAUGGUAGAAGCUGGGUUUCAAAUAGUGAUUCUCACACUGCACCUCUGAGGACUCGGAAGGCAUUGAACUCAAAUACUAGGAUUGGGCUUUCAAAUCUUGACAACAGAAAUGCUUUAUUAACCAGUGAAUCCAGUAGCGGUAUUGCACAAUUAUCUAGACCUGAAACUCCUAAUAGUGCUAAUUUACAUAGUUUAUCUUAUCAAUCUUCCAUGGAAGGUUCUUCAAAUGCUUCAAGCUCCUGUAGACUAUCUGCGAGAACUGGUAUAAUGUCCUUGACGCCCACAGAACAUGGUAUUACUCAUGCUUUGCGGCGACAUAACCUGAAUGGAGUUGCUGAGGUACUACUAGCUCUUGAGAGAAUUGGACAAGAUGAAGAGUAUGAGCACUUACUUGCUUUGGAGAACGAUUUAUUUCUUGGCCACCUUAACUUCUACGACCAGCACAGAGAUAUGAGAUUAGACAUUGAUAACAUGUCGUACGAGGAAUUACUUGCUUUAGAGGAGAGGAUGGGUACUGUGAGCACAGCAUUCUCAGAAGAGGCAUUUGCUAAAUGCAUCACGAAAAGCAUAUACCAGACUGCUACGGCAGAUGUUGGGGCUGCUGGAUGUAGUGAGGAUGAAGCUGAUAUUAGAUGCAGUAUUUGCCAGGAAGAGUAUGUAGCAGGCGAUGAAAUUGGGAAGCUGGGAUGUGAACAUGGUUAUCACUUGGUAUGUAUACACCAGUGGUUACGGUUGAAGAAUUGGUGUCCCAUUUGCAAGGCUUCAGCUGCACCAUCCCAGUCUUCGUUGUCGUCCUAAGCUCAACUGCCAAGCUAUACAAGGACACUAAAUAACAUACCCAUGUACAAAUUACAGAGUCUGGUCAUGCUUUUGCACCGCCUUCCUUUUCUCAUUGUAAAUAGUUUCUUAGCUACAUUCAGUUUAGUAAGCAAUAACUGAUUUCUAAGUGGAAAUUUAGAUGGCAGGGUAAAAGAUAGGAUAGGAGAGUUAAGAUGUUGGUGCUCCUUGGAAAAUUGUUUACAUCUAAAAUAAUGUAACAUUUGUAUCUUUCUAAAACUCUGUAAAGUAAAACGUGAUUUCUGUUCCACUGAACAAAUUUUACACGUUCGAAAGUUUUCAAGGCA